Blastomyces dermatitidis ER-3 is the source of this 821-nucleotide messenger RNA. RefSeq lists its product as uncharacterized. Bases 351 to 605 code for a protein of 84 amino acids. The record is from RefSeq and is a predicted model, not a curated record. The transcript has a single exon. NCBI's taxonomy places the organism in Eukaryota, Fungi, Ascomycota, Eurotiomycetes, Onygenales, Ajellomycetaceae.
CGUCAUUCCCACGAAAGCGAUUUCGGCAGCAGAGGCCAUGGCCCACAUAAUUAACUAGCGGGAUCGCAAGCCCGACAGUCACAGUCUUGUAGAACCUACAGCUCAUUGAAUUUCGAAUCCCAUAUUGCCUCACUAUUCGCUGGGGGAUUGCCCCAGUGACUUUCUUUCUCACUGUGAUGUGGCUUUGCACUCCCGUUUUCAAAACGAGGCUUCGCUUUCAUUGAUAGAAUAGUUGCUGAGUCUCCUCAUGUGAGGCCAAGACUAUCUGAACGAGUCCUCUCCGCCGUUGGUCUUCGUCACUGUCCGCUACCCAAACGAUUGGGCGCGAUUUCUGAUGGGGAGCGUCGGAAAUGAUGCCUCUGAAGUCCAAGGCCCUUGUGACGAAGGGUAUCAGGUGGAACUCUGUACUUAGUGCUGCCCGCUUGUCUACUUCGCGAUGGCCUCUGCAAGGGGUGCAUUUGAAUAUUCAGAGUCUCUUCUUCCGUCGCUUUGCUAUGUUCUUCAUGGCUUGCCCCGUGCAGGUUAUUGGCGUGAUAAAUGCCAAUGACAUCAAUGCGCAGAAGCUGACUAUUGUUGUCCUAGGUCGCAUUGUCGACUGCGGAUAAUCAACUUUCGGUCAGAUUGAUAUAACCUACCUGAGGGCUAGCAUACCCCGUUUUGCGGACAUAUCCGAGUUUCCUACAGAUGCCUCGAAAUCAGUGGUCCAUUAGUCGUCGUUGUCGAGACUGUCGUUUGACAUGCUCAUUUUACAAGAACUGCCUGCCAUCUGGGGUUGAAUCAUUUUCCGGGUUUGGGAAGAAAUAGCCACUAAGUUUCUUACU